Molecule: messenger RNA, 1725 nt
Organism: Cyclocybe aegerita
Lineage: Eukaryota; Fungi; Basidiomycota; Agaricomycetes; Agaricales; Hemipholiotaceae
Source: the annotation of a GenBank genome assembly
AUGGGUCAGAGACACCAGGUGUUUCUCAUUGCUCGCAUCGUCCCCGAUGGAAAGCCCAGCAAAGCACGAUACCGCUGCAUCGCUGCACUACACCACCAGUGGACAUACGGGUGCCUUGCUCUGAAGGCAGUCACUCGCUUUAUGGCGUUGGUCAAACAGAGGGACAACUCCGAGAUCAUUCAGGACGAAAUUCGCUCGGCCAACGAGCUAUAUGGAUCGUUGGAACCCCAACAAAAGCUUCCCCGUGUCUUGUGCCCUUAUCUUCAAUUUCUAGCCUGUGUCGCCUGGUGCGUUAAUUUCAGUGGCGAGCCAUAUGAAGCGAUGUACGCCCCGGAUUCUAUUAUCCUUCCAGCCAGCAUGGCGAGUUUUGACGGUGAUAACAAUGACGGGAUAACUAUCAUUGAUUUAACAAUCCUGGAGUCACCGUCCUACUGCUAUGUCAAAUUCUCGAGACCGAAAUCAAUCAACGCGAGGCAGUACAUCCAGGCGCAAGUGCAGUCCGCCCUUCGCCCAUUGGAAUCUCUUCCCCUUAUUUCCACCGAUGUCCUCGAAGAGGUCUGGCCAAGCGACUAUCGAACAGUGCAGAAACGAGGACGUGUCCCUUCUUCCGUCAUGCCCGCUGGCGUCGAUGCAGACCUCGCAGCUUUUGACAUCGACAAGAUCCUUUCUGAGCCUUUCGACAUUGUUCGUUUAAAGAAAUAUCUUCUCGCCCAGGAUCGGAUCGAAGACAACCUGCUUCAUUUGUUCAACAAGAUCAUCGAGUUGGAGACUAAAAACGAUCAAGUCGUGGAUCUCUCCCAAUAUCGUCUUCGGCAUGAACAAAUCAGCAAGAUUCUAUCGUCACAUACGAACGUCGAGGUCCUGAAGUUAUCGCACAACAAAGCAGUGUCCAUGGCUUUCGUUCAGCAACUUUCCCCCACUCUUCCUAGGUUGCGGCGACUCGUGGUUCUAAACACCUCAAUUACGAAAGACGAAGUCAGAACUGCAUUUUGUGACAAUCCCAAACUUUUUCAUGGUCUGGAAGCAUUUAUCCAUCCCGCAUUCAACUCUUUCUACCCUGGUGCCCCGGAAAGUCCUCCAAUCGCCUUCACUCAUGUCACCCUGGACAGCAGCCAGCGCGAUAUCGACGCUGUGAGCUUGUCUUACUUCACGACACCACAGGUAUUGCAGGGCCUCAUUGACUAUCUGAGCCCGCUGCUCGACGAUGAGAAUGGAGUCACGUUCGUCACCUGCAUUCGACUCUGCCGCUAUUCGCUGAAGGCGGCCUAUGCUUCUGAGCUUCGCAAAGAAGGCCAACCUUGGGGAGAUCGUAUUUCUUUUCGGAGGUCUCAACCGAUAUGGAUUUUGCCGGAUCACAAGAGCGUCGUGGAUGAACUUCGUCAAGAAAUCAAAGCCCUCCGUGCCGAGAAGUCGUUAAGCGAGGAGGAGAGAAGUGCCAAAGAAGUUGUGAUUCAUGCGAGUUAUUCAACGAAAGUCGGCACUGUCUAUGACCUGCAUGGUUUCCUCGAACAGCUCGAGCUAGAGGGCAGGGAGCCACCCUCUUCUGAGCAAGUGGCCAGGAUGGAAGAGAUAUUUGCUGGCAUGGAAAAAGGUCAAGAGUUUUAUCAACCCUUCUCAAAACUUACCAGCGAAGACCUUCCUGGUGCAGUUCUGGAUUCUGACACUGCAUUGGAGUGGAGACGUCGUUACUAUCAAUACCAACAUUGUGAGCCAGCGUGGAAUUAG